This is a messenger RNA of Apodemus sylvaticus (European woodmouse), 1485 nucleotides long. It is a transcript of the gene Cdo1, whose product is annotated as cysteine dioxygenase type 1. Gene Ontology annotation, molecular function: cysteine dioxygenase activity; ferrous iron binding. The record is from RefSeq and is a predicted model, not a curated record. The coding region runs from base 205 to 807 and encodes 200 amino acids. The transcript is spliced from 5 exons. Gene Ontology annotation, biological process: L-cysteine catabolic process. NCBI's taxonomy places the organism in Eukaryota, Metazoa, Chordata, Mammalia, Rodentia, Muridae.
UCCUGACCAGUUGGGGCUUCAGGCUGAUCUCCUACGGAGACUCCUAGUCUUGCGUUUUGAUUCCCUUGCGAGAGCUUUGAGCGUGGUGGGUCCCCGGCGCCGGGGUCCCGGGUGUGUGUGGUCGUGCAGCCUGCAGCUGGGGGUCCUCGGCGCGCUCGCGUCCUCGGCGGCUGGCCUGAAGAGACGCGCCCCAGCCCUGCGGGGAUGGAACGGACCAAGCUGCUGAAGCCCCGGACCCUGACCGACCUCAUCCGCAUCUUGCAUGAGCUCUUCGCCGGGGACGAAGUCAACGUGGAGGAGGUGCAGGCUGUACUGGAAGCCUAUGAGAGCAAUCCCGCCGAGUGGGCUUUGUAUGCCAAAUUCGAUCAAUACAGGUAUACUCGAAAUCUUGUGGAUCAAGGAAACGGGAAAUUUAAUCUGAUGAUCCUGUGCUGGGGUGAAGGGCAUGGCAGCAGUAUCCACGACCACACGGACUCACACUGCUUUCUGAAGCUGCUGCAAGGAAAUCUAAAGGAGACAUUGUUUGACUGGCCUGACAAAAAAUCCAACGAGAUGGUCAAGAAGUCUGAAAGAACCCUGAGGGAAAACCAGUGUGCCUACAUUAAUGAUUCCAUUGGCUUGCACCGAGUGGAGAACGCCAGCCACACAGAGCCUGCUGUGAGCCUUCACUUGUACAGUCCGCCUUUCGACACGUGCCAUGCCUUCGAUCAAAGAACGGGGCAUAAAAACAAAGUCACCAUGACAUUCCACAGCAAAUUCGGAAUCAGGACUCCGUUUCCAACUUCCGGGUCACUGGAGAACAACUAGAGUCUACCAAGCUCUUCAAAGUUUUGCUUCCGGGUCCACUGAAUGUUUUACCUUGGACAGAGAGGCCAUCCACCAUUUGCUGUCUAGUUACAUAGUUAUAAGUCUGUGCUCAGUUCCGCUGCAAAGGGUGUGUACUAAGGAAGCAAACGAUGCCCAAGCUAUGCAGGAGAAAAAUCCCACUAAAGAAAAAGUCACUUGAUUUUUAAUGACCAAGUUUUUAAUGACCAGGUUCUUUUGUCUUCUAAUUCUACUUGGGGGAGGGGUUAUCCAUAGAAACUCUACUGGGGGCUUUCAGUGGGGUUUUUCAUCCUUAGGAAACACUCUGGUCUUUGAAUUUUAAUAAUCAAUAAGUAAAAAUAAGACACAACGAACUAUCACAUGUCCGUUUUCAUACCUGAAAGUCUAAAUGUGGAAAUCUUUUAAUAUACUUUGUAUGUUCUUAAUAUUUGACGAGAAUUUUUUCUUCAACCCUAUUUGACAAAUUCCUACGCUGUGGAGACUAGGGAGGCAGAUAGCAGUUUGGUGCUGGGUAGUGAGCGGCAGGGGGUUAGAAAUGUGCGUGAAGCCAGACCUCCUGCAAACAAAAGCUGAAACUCAUGUAUAAUGUGCACCUUCACCUUGAGCUGCCACCAAAAUUGCCAAACAACUUUAAUAAAACUGAAUUUGAGAAGAACUACA